Messenger RNA from Postia placenta MAD-698-R-SB12, 1890 nucleotides. RefSeq lists its product as hypothetical. The coding region runs from base 152 to 1759 and encodes 535 amino acids. Gene Ontology annotation, cellular component: endoplasmic reticulum; membrane. The transcript has 9 exons. Gene Ontology annotation, molecular function: 1-acylglycerol-3-phosphate O-acyltransferase activity; 1-acylglycerophosphocholine O-acyltransferase activity. Gene Ontology annotation, biological process: glycerophospholipid biosynthetic process; lipid modification. The record is from RefSeq and is a predicted model, not a curated record. NCBI's taxonomy places the organism in Eukaryota, Fungi, Basidiomycota, Agaricomycetes, Polyporales, Adustoporiaceae.
AUUAAUUUGUACGCGUCUGCUCCUGACCUGCAGCUACCUGCUGCAGGCUGUAUGUUCUGCUAACAUCAAAACAAUCAGCUCUUGUACUUCAUUUGUGCUCUAUUACUACUCGCAAUAUCGGCCUGAAGUAUCUUCUGGCACGAACUACAAAAUGGACAACCUCUUUGACACCCUGGCCUCGGUCGCGGGUGCCUCAGUGGAUCAAGUGAAGCUGAUAACAUGCCUCCUGGUGUCCUAUCCGCUGGGUAGCGUUUUCAUUCGAGUCCCUGUCUCGAGGCCAGAUCUACGGCAUCUCUUUAACUUUGCUGUGACCUCUUUCUUCUUGCUUGCCAUCAUGGACAUGUGGUCUGCAUAUGUGCAGCUCCUCACGGAUAUACUCUUGACGUACUACGUCGCUCAAAAUGUCAAGACCGCCCGAAUGCCAUGGAUUGUGUUCGGUAUUACCAUGGGUCAUCUGACAGUCAAUCAUUUAAUACGCCACUUGUUCGCCCUGAGCUACGAGACAUUCGAAAUUACGGGCCCGCAGAUGGUGCUUACUAUGAAACUCACGACAUUCGCAUGGAACGUUCUAGAUGGCCGGAGGCCCGCAGAGGAUCUCGAUAAAUGGCAAACAGAAAAACGCGUAGUCGAGUACCCUUCUCUACUUGCUUUCGUUGGCUACGGCUUCUACUUUCCCGGGUUCCUUGUCGGCCCAUCCCUCGAAUACACAGAUUAUGACAACUUGAUCCAUGGCACCAUGUUCAUGCCACUCAAGGCCGACGAACUGAACCUAGGGAGGAAACGCCGUAAACUCAUCCCCAAGGGCAGGAAGCGCGUGGCAUACAGGCGAAUGAUGCUUGGCCUCAUGUUCUUGGGUCUCUACGUCUUCUUCAGCGGAUCGUUCAGCUUUGCUGUGACUAUUCAAGCGUGGUUCGCCCAGAAGAGCAUUCUGUAUCGAAUUGCUUACUUACAGAUCUGUGGAUUUUUUGAAAGAACCAAGUACUAUGCCGUGUGGGCAUUGGCCGAGGGUGCAUGUAUCCUCACUGGCCUAGGUUUCACUGGCAUGACUGCAUCGGGUCUAUCGCGCUGGGAUGGUGCUGCCAACGUGGACAUCAUGAACAUUGAGUUCGCUCCGAACUUCAAAAUUCUCCUUGAUUCUUGGAAUAUCAAGACAAACGUCUGGCUCAGAGAAUGCAUUUACAAACGGGUGACCCCGAAGGGCAAGAAACCGGGAUUCAGAAGCAGCAUGCUCACGUUCACAACGAGUGCAUUCUGGCAUGGCGUCGCCGGCGGCUACUACUUGACGUUCCUCUUUGGUGGGUUCGUGCAAACAGCGCAGCGCAUGUGCCGACGGCACCUACGUCCGCUCUUCCUCCCCUCGACAUACGUCGCAGAGCGACAUGCCCCUCCGCCUCCGCAGACGCUGCUCAAGCGCAUGUACGAUAUCGUUGGAAUCGCGUGCACAAUCCUCAUCCUGAACUACACCGUGCCACCAUUCAUGCUGCUAACUGUGCGCAAUUCCCUGCUGACAUGGUCGCGCUUGGCAUGGUACGGGCACUGGGUGAUCGGCGGUUCUUUGGUGUUCUUCUACGGCGGAGGCAGGAAACUGCUGAGGAACACGCAGGCUGCGAGGGUCGGAAAGGCUGAGGCACGGUCCGUGGAGGAGCCGGUUGAUAGCGGCACGGUCAGCGAUGGUGAUGCACUCGUCCUACCGCCAUACGACAGAGCGGCAAAGGAGCUGGAGAACCGAGAACUUCUGCCUGCUGUGAGCAAUUCAUAGACUGGGGGGCUACAAACGGACAUCUAUCGGUUUGUGGAUAUUGCAAUGCGACAUAAUAUCAAUGCGUACAGCUACGCUCUACUGUGCUACAUAUGUAUUCUUGAGGGUAAUGCAACUAGCCCACACUCCAA